CCAAUUGGUCCCGCGGUUACUGCGCAGGCGCGGUCCGGCAGCCCGUCGUCAGGGAGACGGUUUGUUGUUGUUAGUUUCUGACCCGCGAGCAUCCUGAAAACACCUGAACACACCACGAGACCGACAGCGCGAGGAGUCAGAGCUACUUCAGAUGAUGGCAAGGUCAGAGCGUGAUGUCAUCGAUUUCUCUGCGCUGGAGAGAGAGCUGCAGGGGGCGAUCGAGUCCGAGCAGAAGUACAAGAGAGAGAACGAGGCCAAGCUGAGAGCCAUCAGCCAGAGAGGCUGCUCCUACACGGAGUUCAGGGACCUGGUCCUGUCCUGCCACCUGAAGCCUCUGGAGAAGAAGGACAAAGACGGAUCUCCACGGAGACAGCCCUGGAACCCUGUCGCCCCGAGCAACCGCUGACCUGUGGUCGCCCCGAGCAACACCUUCACUGUUUUUAAUACUUUUACUGUGAAAACCACGUAUCUCCACUAAACCACAUGUCUGAGAUCAGCCAGAAGGUGUUUGGAGAUACGUGGUUUUCAGUCUGCAGCGCAUGACCUCGUUUAAUAAAAACUGUGAUGACAUCA
Molecule: messenger RNA, 573 nt
Organism: Micropterus salmoides (largemouth bass)
Lineage: Eukaryota; Metazoa; Chordata; Actinopteri; Centrarchiformes; Centrarchidae
Gene: dnaaf19
Product: coiled-coil domain containing 103
Exons: 3
Coding region: 152-406 (84 amino acids)
Biological process (GO): epithelial cilium movement involved in extracellular fluid movement; determination of left/right symmetry; inner dynein arm assembly
Cellular component (GO): outer dynein arm
Source: RefSeq, a predicted model, not a curated record